AUGACCGAGUCGACGCAGACCCAGGACCUCGUGCCCUCUUCGUCUCGUUGCAUCCCCUCGGAGCCCGAUGCACCGUCCAUUGCGCCCUCGUUAACUUACUCUGAAGAGUCGGAGGACCAGGACGAACCCAUAAGUCGAGUCCAACCUCGCCAGCGUCGUGCCUCGACAAGACUCAUUGCUCAGAAUGCCCGCGACAUCCAGCGCUUUACCGGCGAGACGACGGCCGAAUUCGUCGGCCGCUGCUGCGGCGGUGGUUGCUGCUUGAUGGGGGGCGCUCGCCGUUCCGGCCUUCAAUACGAGACCGUUCCACUGCCUGACAAUGAUGCAUUCCGAUCCCUCGGACUAAAGAUUGGCGAUAUUCCUACCACCUUGACCAAGAUUGUCGAGAUGCCAGAAAAAACCAUCUCGUUCAAAUCAAUCUCCAAACCAAGAAGCGCUCCAUCCCCAACAGACUCUGCUAUUUCACUUGGAUUCGAUGCAGGCCCCGCGUUGGAUAAUGCAAGUCUCGGCCAGACUCUGUCAUCUACUGAUACCACAAUUCAGCCUCCGAGAUUCGUCCAGCCGCAUCCUCCUUACCACGUUUACCCAGCCAGGAUUCAUUCUGCCCGAGAGUUGACCAAGGAUGGCGCCGAGAAGCGAACUUACCAUUUCGAUCUUGACAUCACAGACUACCCCGAAGAAGACGGAAAUGAUUUCAAGGUCGGCGGUGCCAUCGGCGUCAUGGCCCCCAACUGUGAAUUGGUUGUCGAGGAUGUUCUUGAUACGUUGAUGGUGCCUCGGUUCAUUCGGAACAAGCCAGUCAUACUGACCACAACCAAAGGUAGAUGGCCAACCGUCUGGGGCGACGACAAGGCACGAGAACUAGUGACUACUCGCCGUGACCUACUCACGUGGUGCACUGAUCUUCAGUCUUACCCCCCGACAAAGCCUCUUCUCAGGGUGCUUGCGGAGCAUGCCACCUCCGAGAACGAGAAGAAGAUACUAAUGUUUCUCUGUUCAUCCGAGGGCCAGGGCACGUUCUGCGACUUCCGCACUGGGCCUCACAUUACUGUUUCCCAGCUCCUCAACGCCUUCCCCAGCUCUCACCCCCCCAUGGAUGAGUUGUUGUCGUGCCUGACACCGCUCAUGCCGCGCUUUUACUCGCUGUCCAAUGAUCCCCACGAGUCUUGCCAGAUUCGCAACCAGAAGCGACAUCGCCUCAUUGAGAUUGCCGUUACCGUCCAUGAGACCAACGACUGGAAGAAGGGUUGCCGUACAGGCGUCGGAUCGGGGUUUUUCGAAAGACAGGCCCGGCGCUACAUCAGUGCGCAGGAGGCUGGCGAAAAGUCACCCGAGUUCUACAUACCCAUGUUCAAGGGCCUUAUGGCCAACCCGCUAGCGAGGCAGUUCAACUCUGAGGGCCCAAUGCUGCUCAUCGGUGCUGGCGUUGGCAUCGCUCCCUUCCGUGGCUUCGUACAGCGACGGUUGAAGCAGGCAAACUGUGCCAACAAGGUGUGGGUUCUGCAGGGGAUCCGCGACUCUCUUGUCGAUGAGAUUUACAGCGGUGAAUGGGGCGUACACGAGGACGAAGUCAAGAGAGUGGUGCAAAGUCGCCGGGGCGAGGGUCGAUAUGUGCAGGAGGAGGUGCGGAACCAAGCCGACCUGGUCUGGUACAUUGCCAACUCGGUGGACGGUCGCAUCUUCGUCUGUGGCAGCUCCAAGGGCAUGGGCGAGGGGGUCGAGGACGCUCUCGUCGAUGUCGCCAUGUCAAAGGGCAACCUGGAGCGCGACGAAGCCAAGAACUUUUGGCAGCUCAAGAAGGAAGCCGGACAGUACAUUGCUGAGACAUGGUAG
Metarhizium album ARSEF 1941 is the source of this 1833-nucleotide messenger RNA. Its product is annotated as FAD binding domain containing protein. The transcript has a single exon. The record is from RefSeq and is a predicted model, not a curated record. Gene Ontology annotation, cellular component: cytosol. Gene Ontology annotation, biological process: homocysteine metabolic process. The coding region runs from base 1 to 1833 and encodes 610 amino acids. Gene Ontology annotation, molecular function: FMN binding; [methionine synthase] reductase (NADPH) activity; flavin adenine dinucleotide binding. NCBI's taxonomy places the organism in Eukaryota, Fungi, Ascomycota, Sordariomycetes, Hypocreales, Clavicipitaceae.